Molecule: messenger RNA, 2844 nt
Organism: Callithrix jacchus (white-tufted-ear marmoset)
Lineage: Eukaryota; Metazoa; Chordata; Mammalia; Primates; Cebidae
Gene: TMEM45B
Product: transmembrane protein 45B
Source: RefSeq, a predicted model, not a curated record
GGGAAGGUGUGAAGCCCCGGGCCUCCGUCUGGCCCGUGGGUCCGGGGACGCGCGCCCGCGGCGAUGGCUCCAUCUGGCCCCUGGGCUGUGUCCAGUCACAGCUCACAUAGCUCUGGGCACUGGUACCCCGACUGCCUCUCCCGGUUAGCUGCGAUCCACGAAAACACGAGCCAGAUCCUUUCCUUAGGCCAGGAAGCCUGGAAUCUAAUAACACUGAGCGGUGGAUAAAGUCCCCUGAGCCAGAGCUUAGGUUCCGAUAAUAGACUCAUGGAUGGAAGCGGAUGUCAGGCGCCGUGGGGGAGAAAUUUGCGGAGGGUGACCCUGUCUAGGACCAGAGUAACAACCUCUGAAGCUUUGAUCCAGCCCUAGAUGGAAGAAAGAUGUGAGUUUCAGCCAGGGAAACCUAGCAUUUUAAGAAAUAGAAACCCUUUCAAAAUUUGAGGACAGGUAGCUCUCCUAAAAGUUGCAGAAAUGGCCACCCUUUCACGUUUUCUUCGACCGUAUUCUGCGGUGUCUGCCUUUUCCUUUUUGUCUCAUAGGGUCGAAUAGCUUUCCAAACAGGCCUGCCUACAGCAUUUUUCCUGCAAUUUUACACUCAUUUUAAUGGGAAGGAUGGCUUAUUGUUCAUGAGAAACGUGUACUGUUUUUAACCAGACAUGCAAUAUCUUCAGUAUAACCCGGGUAUUGCGUAGUGGGGAACUAUGGAAAGACUCUGGACACAUGGUGAGGUAGGGGCCCAGUGGCUUCAGACUUAGCUUUUCGUGACUGCGAGCUUCUUGGUUGAAUAAGGAUAUUGGCACCCUCUGUUCCUGGGGUUUCUGGAAAAAGAUAUGAAGCUGAUAUGAACGUAUUAUUGAAUAUGGCCCACUGAUUUUACAAGCAGAAGUGCUUGAGAUAAGCAGAAGGUGAGGCAUGACCUCUGGCUGUGCAUUAUUUGUUCUGAUAUUACAGGAGCAAGCACUCCAUUUCCUUCUUUUUAAAGAGCUUUGAUUUCCUCUGGAAUCUUCAUGACGAUGGAAACAGUAUCCCCACUUACUUAUCCUCAGGCCACACCUGUUCCCAUUUAUUCUGUGAGUUCCUCACUUACCCUUCUGGUCGAUGGUUUGAUGGCGUAAGCGAAGCUAUUAAAACUCACAUUUGGCACCGGUUAUGUCUGUUUCUUAUCUCCCCCUAUGUUCAGUUAGACAUUGGCUGCCAUACUUAACUGUUCAAAGUACAGAUGUUACCUGUGUUGGGUGUAAUCAAAAGAUUAUCUCUUUGCCUCAAACGUAAAAUGGGUGAGGACAGUUUCACCACACAUAGAGUCACUCCCCUAGCCAAAGUCCUUGCUAUUGCUAAACUUUUAUUGUAAGAGAAGUGAAGUCACUAGAGUGUCAUCAGAUAAUGGGAUCUUGCAGACACAUUCCAUAUUUGUUUCCAUAGACAGGUCAUAAGACAAACACUAAACUAUAUGAGACCAAAAUGAGACCAUAACUGAAUAUGAACAAUUAGAGGCCUCAGGUGUCCUGAUGGCAAAUUUCAAGGGCCAUGCACUCCCAGGGAGUUUCUUCCUGAUCAUUGGGCUGUGGUGGUCAGUGAAGCACCCUCUGAAGUACUUCAAUCACAAGCAGAAGAACAGCCUACUGCAUUGCUAUUAUCAGCGUGUCGAGAUCUUCGAAGCCGCAGUCAGGACCUUGUUUUCCAUCACUGGGAUCCUGGCAGAGCAGUUUGUUCCAGACGGGCCCCACCUGCACCUCUACCAUGAGACCCACUGGAUAAAGUUAAUGAAUUGGCAGCACAGCACUAUGUACCUAUUCUUUGCAGUCUCAGGAAUUGUUGACAUGCUCACCUAUCUGGUCAGCCACGUUCCCUUGGGGGUGGACAGACUGGUUAUGGCUGUGGCAGUAUUCAUGGAAGGUUUCCUCUUCUACUACCACGUCCAUAACCGGCCUCCGCUGGACCAACACAUCCACUCACUGCUGCUGUAUGCUCUCUUUGGAGCGUGUGUCAGUAUCUCUCUAGAGAUGAUCUUCCGGGACCACAUUGUGCUGGAACUUUUCCGAACCAGUCUCCUCAUUCUUCAAGGAACCUGGUUCUGGCAGAUUGGGUUUGUGCUAUUCCCACCUUUUGGAACACCCGAAUGGGACCAGAAGGAUGAGGCCAACCUCAUGUUCAUCACCAUGUGCUUCUGCUGGCACUACCUGGCUGCCCUCAGCAUCGUGGCCAUCAACUAUUUUCUUGUUUACUGCUUUUUGACUCGGAUGAAGAGGCAUGGAGGAGGAGAAAUCAUUGGAAUUCAGAAGCUGAAUUCAGAUCACACGACAGCCCUCCUGAGUGGCUCAGAUGAGGAAUAAGCCGGCAUGUGGAGGGCGUAGACAUCCCACUGAACAGCUGGAGUGAAUGGAGUUUAUCCCCUGAAUGCCUGCUGUGGUCUGAUUUUAAGAGUCUAUGUAUUUGCACUCCUCAUUCAACACAAGGCUGAAGGUUCUAAAACAGGAAAUCAGGCCUACAGCAUCCUAUAUAUCUUGCAGUUACAAUUUUUAAAUAUAAUGUAAAGUCUAUGUUGGUACAGUACCCUUCAUAAAGAAAAAUGAAGUAAUGCCUCUGAGCAGCAGGCCCUUGUGUCUCAGUGUAAAGAGAAAUCAAGAGAUGCUAAAAGCUUUACAACCCAAGCGGCCCUAUGGAUGAAUCCAGGAUAUGAGCUCAGCAGGAGAACUUGUUGCUUUUGGUAACUUACCCCUUUUUCUCUUAAGCAAGCAGGUACUUUCUUAUCAGAAAUAUGUUAGAAUGUGUAAACAAAUGACAGUGCCUUUCGAGUUGCAGGUCUAACUUACAUAUUUUUUAUAAGUAAAAUAAUCCACAGGC